Messenger RNA from Prorocentrum cordatum, 500 nucleotides. Lineage: Eukaryota; Dinophyceae; Prorocentrales; Prorocentraceae. The record is from the annotation of a GenBank genome assembly.
GAGGUCCAGGCGCAGGUCUCGGAGGCGGAGGCGCUGCUCCGGGAGGCGCGCGAGGCGCGCGCGCAGGCCGAGGCGCUCCGCAGGGAGGCCCAGGAGGCCGAGGAGGCCCGGACGCAGGCCGCAGGGGCCGACGCGCUGCUGCGGCAGGCCCAGGAGGCGCGCGACCGGGCGGCGCGGGACCUCGCGCGCGCGCGGGGCGCCGGCGGCGGUGCCGCUGCGGGCGCCGAGGCGCAGGGCAGGCAGGCCGCCGCCGUCGACGGCGCUGACGACGCCAUGACAAUGAUCGAGGCUUUUUUGAUGGCAGGACCGGCUAUUUCCCCUGGAUUGGUGUGGCAAGUGUCUGCAAGGACUAUCAUGGACUUAAUCAUAGCAGAGGGACUACUAUCCCAGUAGAGGGGCUACUAUGCUGAGCUUCCAAGCUUAAUCAUCGUAGAGGGGCUACUUUGAUGAAGUUUAGGUGUGGAUCGAGUUGAUCGAGGGCUACUAUGAUGGUUUAAAGG